AUGGAGGGAAUAUUAAAAGUUCGCAAUAUUGUUGUUGAAAUAGCAUCUGAUUUGAAUCCCACUGAUUAUUUAAAUUUCAAAGCUGUGAACAAAAAUGUCUAUAAUGAAAUUUUAUCAGACGAGGUAGACCAAACUUAUUGGUCCAAGAGGCUACAAUUAUUAGACUUGAAGGAAACUCAAGAAAAUAUAACUGAUGAUCAAUUUGCGAAUUUAACGGCAGUAGAUAUUUUUGAUAAAAUUGUUAACUUCAAUAAAAAACAAAGUAAACAUAUUUAUAUUAAAUUUUAUGGAUGUUUCAAGGACUAUUGCGAUAAAUUGAGCAAUAGUGAUUUAGGUACUUUGUUUUCAGCAGAAGAGGAGAAUGACCCUGUUUUAGAAGCUAAGGUAUUAAUGAAUAUUUAUAGAUUCAAUGCUUCUAAUGAUGUGGAAGAUAGUUAUUAUGGUAAAGUUAAGGAGCAGUUGGAUAUAGUGAAGGAGCUAUUUGUUAAUUCUGUUUUGAAGGAGUUGGAAAAGAAUUAUAAAUUGAAAAACUAUGAAGAAGUCAGUAAGUUUAUGGGUGUUCUUUUCCUAGUUAAGGAAUCUACAGUAGCAGUUGAUUUUUUUAAUUCUGAGUUUGAUACAGAGUACACAAUAUCCUUACCUGAUAAUAUUUUCAAGGAAAUAAAUACAUUAAUUAUUGAUAAUCAAAGUUUGAGCAAUUUAAUUGAAGAUGAGAGUAGUGCCGAUCAUUCUAUGAAGUUUAAGAGGAUGAAAGUUUUAAAUAAAAGUUUAGUGAAAGAGUCAUUAGGUAAGAUAUUUGAGUAUAUAUUUAAUGUUGUUGAUGUCGUUUACCAGGUUUUUGGUGAUAAUUAUGACAACGGGAGAUUUGUGGUUGAGAAAUAUAUUGGAUAUUUUAUGGAUCUUGUUGAUAUUCACUUUGAAGAGAAGGAGAACUUAAUGGAAUUACCAAAAUUUUAUAAAUUGACAAAUGAAGCUAUUGAUGCUGUUUUUGGUGAAGAAGAAUAUUUUAAAAAGUUAAUUAAAGAUGAUAUUGAUGUGCAUUUAAAAUCGAAGAAGGAGUACUAUUUAGAGACUAUUCCAUCAUUUUUUAACCAACAGCUUAAAGAUCUAAGAACAAAUCCUGUCAAGAAAGAAGAUGAUAAAGUUAAGAAAAGUAAAGAUGAUUCUUUAAGAUUGGCAACACUUUUUAAGAAGAAACCAAAUGACAAGGAUGAGAUUACAGAACAGGAAAUGCCUAAGGUUGACGUUAAAAGUUUAGUUAAUGUUGAGUAUUAUGAAAAUGUUCUGAAGCUUUCUGAACAAGUUUUAGACGAUAUUGAUCAAUUUGGUGGAGAUAAGAAGAAAAUAUAUGAUAUAAUAGUGAAAAGGAUAAGUGUUGAUGGGAUAAGGCAUGAAUACAAGGGAGUUGUUGGGGAGUUGGGUCGAGGGGAGAUUGGAUUAGUUAUGUUUACGGAGGUUGUUAAUAUUUGGGAUAUGAUAGUACAUAAAGUGGUUGUGUUUGAGGGUCGAUCUGAGGAGGGUCGACUUGAAAUGUUGUUGGACGAGAUUGUAGGGGAGGGAUUGAACAUUGGGAUUAGCAAGAUGAUGAGAGAAGUGGAGAAUAUAUUGCUGGGGGUAGCUUACAAUCAACAGCAAGUGAUUGAUGUUGAAGCGACGGAAGCAGCGCAUAAAGUGAUCGACCUAUUAAAGCAAAAUUGUUUCUUACUGAAAGGAGAAGCGAUCGCAGAAGUGUUUCAACAAGAAAUAGGCGAGAGGUUAUUCAAUGAGCUGGUAAAACUCAUCAAGAGAUCAACCAUCUCAACGCAAGGUGCUUUGUAUUUAAUAUCUGAUUUGAAUCUUUACUAUGAUUUUAUUACAUAUAAACUUAAACAAAAGAACAUAGUGCCUUUAUUUGCUGGACUUAAAUCAAUUGGGCAAUUGUUUUUAAUUUCUACCAACGACUCCAAAGAACUAGGAAAAAUGAUUGCGGCCGGUUCACAAGGGAUCUUUUCCCAAGAAGAAAUUUAUGAAUUUGUUCAAAGACGGAGCGAUUGGUUUAAAGUGAAACGAGAUGUAGAAAAAGCAAUAUAUGGCUUAGAUUGUAUACUUAUAUAA
Molecule: messenger RNA, 2094 nt
Organism: Tetrapisispora phaffii CBS 4417
Lineage: Eukaryota; Fungi; Ascomycota; Saccharomycetes; Saccharomycetales; Saccharomycetaceae
Gene: RCY1
Product: Rcy1p
Exons: 1
Coding region: 1-2094 (697 amino acids)
Biological process (GO): Golgi to plasma membrane transport; exocytosis
Cellular component (GO): cytoplasm; exocyst
Source: RefSeq, a predicted model, not a curated record